This is a messenger RNA of Pogoniulus pusillus (Red-fronted tinkerbird), 2528 nucleotides long. It is a transcript of the gene LHFPL4, whose product is annotated as LHFPL tetraspan subfamily member 4. NCBI's taxonomy places the organism in Eukaryota, Metazoa, Chordata, Aves, Piciformes, Lybiidae. The record is from RefSeq and is a predicted model, not a curated record. Gene Ontology annotation, molecular function: GABA receptor binding. Gene Ontology annotation, biological process: sensory perception of sound; gamma-aminobutyric acid receptor clustering. Gene Ontology annotation, cellular component: plasma membrane; inhibitory synapse; postsynaptic membrane.
GCAGGCAGGAUGCUGCCCUCGCCAGGAAGCCUCAAGCUCUUCCAUGACCAUAUAGUGCGGAACUCGCGCGCCAUCGGCGUGCUCUGGGCCAUCUUCACCAUCUGCUUCGCCAUCAUCAACGUGGUGGUCUUCAUCCAGCCCUACUGGGUGGGCGACAGCGUCAACACGCCCAAGCCCGGUUACUUCGGGCUGUUCCACUACUGCGUGGGCAGCGGGCUGGCGGGCCGGGAGCUGUCGUGCCGCGGCUCCUUCACCGACUUCAGCACCAUCCCCUCGGGCGCCUUCCAGGCGGCGGCCUUCUUCGUGCUGCUCUCCAUGGUGCUGACGCUGGGCUGCAUCACCUGCUUCGCCCUCUUCUUCUUCUGCAACACCGCCACCGUCUACAAGAUCUGCGCCUGGAUGCAGCUGCUGGCAGCGCUCUGCCUGGUGCUGGGCUGCAUGAUCUUUCCUGACGGCUGGGAUGCAGAGACCAUACGGGACAUGUGUGGGGAGAAGACAGGGAAGUACUCCCUGGGCGACUGCUCUGUGCGCUGGGCUUACAUCCUGGCCAUCAUCGGCAUCCUCAACGCCCUCAUCCUUUCCUUCCUGGCCUUUGUCCUCGGCAACCGGCAGAACGACCUGCUGCACGAGGAGCUCAAGACAGAGAGCAAAGAUUUUGUCGGCACUGCGAGGAUAUAAGGCUGAGCGCCCGCAGCAGGACCCUCUUCCCACGGUCAGCAGUCUGGGCGCUCCCUCCCUGUCCUGCCCUUCGUCUGCUGCCAGUGGCCAUGCAGUGUCCUGCGCCGCCCCCCGGGCCGCGCUGGCCACCCGCUGCAUCUACGGCCACCGCCAUGCCCAUGCCGGCACCACCAUCCCACGCACCCUGCCAGUUCCACACCCCAUGCUGCCCGUGGGCCGCCGUCGGGGGAGGAUGCCCCAACCUGCUUCAUUCAAGAACAGCAUCCAGCUGUGCUUUUGUUUCAAGAAAAAGACAGUCUUGGAGUUUUUAACAGAUUUCUACAUCCCCAGGACUCCUGACCUGCUGCCUCCCACCUGAACGCGUGCCCAGUGAUGCCCUGUGCCGGCUGCUCCAGGCCCUGCCCCCCUCCCCGCGCCCGUUUUGUACAGCUCCGUGAUCCUGUCUCCACAAGCUAGGGGACCCGGUGGCUGGGACAGGGCCCAACCCCUACUUUUACGUGUAAAUUCAUGUUCUCUAAACAGGGUAAAGUGACUCGAGCCCCCUCACCCCCUGCCCUGGGAGCCUGGCCCCAGGACGUGGUGUUUCCUGGCAUGUGGCCGGGGGCUGCUGCUGCUGCUGCUCGCUGCCCCCCCCCAGCACAGGGGCUGCUGAGACACCCAACUUGCGCUGCUGCUGAAUGUAAGCCCUGGUAAGUGGGAGCAGCUGAACACACAAACCCCCUUCCUGGGCAGGUGCAGGAGGACCCCCUCACCAGCCCCCCCCUCCUCCCCCAAGCUGGCCGCGGGCUGUUGCCAACCACCUUCCUUUCCCGUCCCCAUACGGUGCUUUAUCUCCACUGGUGACGGCAAAGCUCUUUCCGCCACACAGCGUGGCCAGGGGGACUCAGGUGCUCCUGUGCCCACCCUGCCAUUUAGGCCAUGUGCCCUGGCUGCACCUCGCUGGCCCGUGGUGAUGGCCUGCGGGGAGCACUGGCAGCUGCCUGCGGCAGAGCUGAGCCUGGCAGCCUCUGAGCAUGCCCCAGCCUCAAUUGCACGCACAUGGCACCCAAGAGCUGGCACUGACACUCUCCCCAGCACGGGCAGCUGCCACCCAGCUGUGGCUCUGCUGGCCAGACCAGUGUAUGCGAGCUUCCCCGAGCCCUGGCUGCAGGGGGCUUGGGUAGCUGCAGCCCCUGCAAUGCAAUAAAGUCCUCAGCACCGGCCACGUCUCAGUGCGAGCAGCCGGGGGCUGUUUGCAGGGCCUCUGGCUCCCCAGGGGCUGACAGGGACUCUGGCAGGGCUGGACUAAGGCUCUGGGCAAGGCAUGGGAGAGGAGCUGGGAUGGGCACAGGGAGCAGAGCAGGACCACAGCCCAGGGAUAGGCAGCCCUGGGCAGAGGAGCUGUGGAGGCUGCUGAGGAAUGGCAAUGAAGGGCUCUGCAGGAACCGUUGCCCAGCCCUGGGUGUCAGGGGCUGGCAGGAGCAGGUAAGUCGUGCCCUGAGGCCCUGCGACGAGGGACUCACCCGUCUGGGAGCCGAAGCCGCCCGGGACCGCAUGCGUGCUGGCACUCCUACCACGGUCUCUGCUAGCCAGGAGCUUGGGGGUGGCCACAUCACUCCAGCAGCUGCCCUCCAGAGCCGGACCAGCAGGAGGCUCCCGUGCCCAGCGGCGGCUGCCCUCCGGAGUGGGGCAGCAAGAGCCCCCCGCGCCCGGGUCUUGCCAGCUUGCAAGCGCUGUUGCUGGAGAAUUGGAAAAACAAGAAAAUCAGUGGAGAAAGGAAUACAGUAGCUGUAAAAUAUCUGUAUUUUAGUACAAAGUUUGAUACAGUGUUUCACAAAACCUUAUUGAGAAAUAUAAAUCAAACCAGAGGA